Vespa mandarinia (Asian giant hornet) is the source of this 752-nucleotide messenger RNA. RefSeq names its product Coiled-coil domain-containing 58 (gene Ccdc58). The record is from RefSeq and is a predicted model, not a curated record. Gene Ontology annotation, cellular component: mitochondrial intermembrane space; mitochondrion. Lineage: Eukaryota; Metazoa; Arthropoda; Insecta; Hymenoptera; Vespidae.
ACGUUUAUCUGACACAACUUGAGUCAUGCGAUCGAAUAAUUUUUGAACCAUACUUAGUACGAUUUUCACCGGCUGAUAGUGUAAUUAUAUAUCAUUAAUGAAAAAGUUAGAUUAUAAAUUUAUUCAAAUUUAUAAAUAAAGAUGGAUAACAAAAGAUCAUUAUUAACAUUUAUCGAAAUUUACGGCGAUGUAAAUAAUUAGCUUUCGAUAAGUUUAAAAAAAAAAUAUCCUUUUUUGGUUAGUUAGGAUACGUUACGGAAAAUGAGACAGUUUGAUGACAAAAUCAUAUACAUGUUAAAUACAACACUUCCUACAGAAUCAUUUAAAAGCGAUGUAAAUCCAACAUCAAAAUGUAAAGAAUUAUAUGAAGAAGUUCAGAGUAGUCAUAUUCAGCGACAAAGUGCGAUCAAUAAAUGUUUAAACAUUGCUAAAGAAAGAGUGAAAUACUUAAAAAAUCAAAAGGAAAGUCAAGGGAAUGAUCCAAUAUUUAUAAAAACUUUAAGAAAAGAACAGAAUAAUUUACGCUUAUUACAAUCAGAAGUUGGUGUGGAAGAAGUUUUGAGAAAUCGUACAAUGCAAGUUUAUCAUGAUAAGUGUCGCAGUUAUUAUAAGCCAUCGACUAUAAGUCCAUAGAAUUUACAUGAUGAAUUCUUCCACAUGAUGUAUAAUUUGACAAAGAGUAAUGUAUGUAUGUAAUAAUUAUUACAAUAAAAAAAUAGGUAAUUUGUGGAUAAUGAAUUACAUAAAAUCAA